Chrysochloris asiatica (Cape golden mole) is the source of this 1671-nucleotide messenger RNA. It is a transcript of the gene CDCP2, whose product is annotated as CUB domain containing protein 2. The record is from RefSeq and is a predicted model, not a curated record. Bases 1 to 1671 code for a protein of 556 amino acids. The transcript has 7 exons. Lineage: Eukaryota; Metazoa; Chordata; Mammalia; Afrosoricida; Chrysochloridae.
AUGUUAGCAGACCUAGGGUCCUGUUUGCUGUUGGCAGUGGCACUGCUGGGCCCAGGGCCCAGGGCUCAAGCCAUGAAAGGUGUCAAAUGUGGAGGUGUACUCUCAGCACCUUCUGGAAACUUCUCCAGCCCAAACUUCCCCAGGCUUUACCCCUAUGAUACAGAGUGCAGCUGGCUGAUCGUGGUGGCUGAGGGCUCCUCUGUGCUGCUCACCUUCCAUGCCUUCGACCUGGAGUAUCACGACACCUGCAGUUUUGACUUCCUGGAGAUCUACAAUGGGGCCUCCGGAGACAAGGGCAACCUUCUGGGGAGGUUUUGUGGCCAGGUUCCCCCACCACCAUUCUCCUCCUCGUGGCAUGUCAUGUCUGUCGUCUUCCACUCGGACAAGCAUGUGGCCAGCCGUGGCUUUUCUGCAGGCUACCAGAAAGAUGUGUGCGGUGGUGUCCUGACGGGCCUGUCGGGGGUCCUCACCAGCCCUGAGUACCCCAGCAAUUACCCCAACAAUGUGGAGUGUCGCUGGGUGAUCCGGGCCACUGGCCCUGCCACCAUCAAGCUGGUGUUCAUGGACUUCCAGGUGGAGGGAAAUGCAGAGUGCACCUAUGACUACGUGGCUGUGCUUGGGGGGCCAGGUCCUGCCCAUGGACACCAUUACUGUGGUAGCACCAGGCCCCCCACUCUUGUGUCCAUGGGCCAUGAGCUACAGGUGGUCUUCAAGUCUGACUUCAACAUUGGAGGCCGGGGCUUCAAGGCCUACUAUUUCUCAGGAGAAUGCCAGGAGGUAUACACAUCCAUGCGUGGCAACUUCUCCAGCCCACGUUACCCCAGCUCCUACCCCAACAAUAUCCGGUGCCACUGGACCGUCCGUCUGCCUGCCGGCUACCGGAUCAAGAUCUUCUUCCUGGACCUGGACCUGGAGGGGCCCAACAGCCUGACCAGGACCUGUGACUUUGACCAUCUGGUGGCCUUUGAUGGGGCCAGUGAGGAGGCACCCCUGCUAGGAAGUUGGUGUGGCCACCGCCUGCCACCACCUGUCACCUCCAGCCUCAACCAGCUCUUGCUCCUGCUGCACACGGACCUCAGCACCACCCGCAGAGGUUUCUCUGUGGCCUACAUAGGAGGUCAGCUGGGCUGGAGGGAGUGGGCACGCUGGCCUGGGGAGAACGGAGUGGUGCCCAUGAACGUGAGCUGCUCCCGCAAGUAUGUCCAGAUCCUGAUCUCGGCGCAAACACUGGCUCCAUUGGAGCGGACCAAGGUCUACCUGGGCAGCCGGAGCUGUGCUGCCCAGGAAGUCGGCAGCAACUUCAGGAUCCAGGCCCGUUUUGACACCUGUGGUACUGAGUCUCAGAGAAGGAACAACACUUCAGUAAUCGUCAGCGUGCUGUACAUCGACUUCUCGACCAGUGAGCAGGACGACAUCCAUGAGUACGAGGUCCUCUGUGAGCCACGGCGCAAGGAGGCGUCUGUCCACCUGCUGUCUGGCUCAGAUUGGCUUGGGCCCUAUGCUGCCACUGUGGAGCACCUUCAGGAAGCACCACCCAGGGCCGAGAUGGAUACACUGGAAAGCCGGGUGGCCAUGGUGGCCCAGGACACCAGUGACAUCAUUUUCCUGGGCCUUUGCAUCCUGGCUGGAGUCCUCAUGGUCAUUGCCAUUGUGGUCCUGAUGCUGCUGUGA